CACACACACACACACGCGCGCGCGCUUCUGCACCGAGUUCACUGCGCAUUUUCACGCAGGGACAUUAGAGAUGACUGCGGAUGGCAUUGCCGGUCUGGAGCGGUUCGAGAGCCCCGGGAAAGGCAGGGGGCUGCGCGUGCACAGAGCCUACCGGGUGGGCGAGCUGAUCUUCGCGUGCCCCGCGUACUCACACGUGCUGUCUGUGAGCGAGCGCGGCUACACGUGCGAGCACUGCUUCGCGAGGAAAGAGGGUCUUUCUAAAUGUGGAAAAUGCAAGAAAGCGUUUUACUGCAACGUGGAAUGUCAGAAAAGCGACUGGGCGAUGCACAAGCUGGAAUGCUCAGCGAUGUGUUCGUUCGGGGAGAGCUGGUGUCCUUCAGAGACGGUCCGGCUGGUGGCUCGGGUAAUAACCCGCAUGAAAGUUCUGAAAGAGAGAAGUGCAUCAGAAAAACUGCUCCUGUUAAAGGAUCUGGAAGCCAACCUGGAUCAGUUGGACAACGAGAAAAGGGAGAUGAAUGAGGCAGACAUAGCUGAACUGCAUCACUUCUACUCCAAACAUCUGGACUUCCCUGAUCACCAUGCACUGCUUACACUGUUUGCUCAGGUGCACUGUAAUGGCUUCACAGUAGAGGACGAGGAGCUUUCCCAUGUAGGAUCCGCGGUCUUCCCAGAUGUUGCGCUGAUAAAUCACAGUUGCUGCCCCAACGUCAUCGUCACCUACAGAGGAACUACAGCAGAGGUGCGAGCUGUGAUGGAUAUCAGCACUGGAGAGGAGAUAUUCACCAGCUAUAUCGACUUGCUCUACCCGACAGAAGACAGAAUGGAGAGGCUCAGAGAUUCAUACUACUUUACCUGCGACUGCAAAGAGUGCAAAAGCAAAUCCAAGGACAAAGUAAAACUGAAACUGAGGAAGGUUGACGGUGAUGAACCACGCUCAGAGGAGAUCAGGGAAAUGCUUCGCUACGCGCGAAACGCUAUCGAGGACUUCCGCAGAGCCAAGCAGGAGAAAACCCCUGCAGAGCUGCUGGAGAUAUGCGAGCACAGCAUGGACAAAAUGGGCUCCUUGUUUGAGGACUCCAACGUCUACAUGCUGCACAUGAUGUACCAGGCCAUGGGAGUGUGCAUGUACAUGGAGGACUAUGACGGAGCCGUGAACUACGGAGAGAAAGUCAUAAAGCCGUUCAGGCAGCUGUAUCCAGCCUACUCCCUGAACGUCGCCUCGAUGUAUCUGAAGCUGGGGAGACUCUACGUGGCUCUGGACCGAGCGUCUGCAGGGUCGACUGCCCUCAAAAAGGCUUUGGCCAUUAUGGAGGUUGUUCAUGGAAAGGACCACGUCUACGUAAAGGAACUGCAAAAGGAGAUCAAAACGCACCAAAAAUAAACACACCCAUUAAAAAUAAUGUACUCAGCAGUGUGACUCAAAGAGCUGUUUUUUUUUUUUUUUUUUCUAAAACAGGACAUUUCAUUUUGAUUCUUGGAGACUUGAAGUUCAUUUUCCAAGGUUCUCAACUUGCAACUAGAUUAUUGUUAGUCUUAAGUAAAAGAGUAGCUCUUUCAAUAAUAUUUACAUUGGUAAGUGGUUUUUUUUUUGUUGUAUUUAUUUAUUUUAUUUAACCUGUGACUGCCUUUCUCCUAGCUAACUGAGUUAGCAUAAACGUUAGCGCUGUAUAUUUGGUCAAAUCAGACUGAUUUCUGAAUCACUGACGGACUUUGGAAGGCAAACGCAGCAUGACACACGAACCCUACUGCCCUUCCUGGUCAAGAUUUUAAUAAGCUCUCGCAGGUAAGGCCGCAGAGAUUUGGCUGUUUUAAUGCUAAUGCUAAUGCUAAUUGUGGGUCCCAAAAACCUCCAUGAUCAGUAGCAGCUCACGCCAGUUAUACACUAUGCAAUCUGAUAUGACAUUAAACAGGCGAAUUGCCAUCAGGCAAACUAUUGUUACAACAUUUAUAAUGAACACCCUUUCUAAAUAACUUGAUUUAAAAAAAAAACAACUCCUGAGAAAAAAUAAAAAUGAUUAAACUACUCAGAUUUUGGUGAUGAGAGAAUUUGUAAUCAUGUACUUCACAGGUCCUAACAAACCAUUUGUUCCUGGACCAUUUAUUUUAAGCAGAGGUUGUAAAAACUUUCCAAGAGUCAGGAUCAAUGUUAAUGAAAGCGUUUUUUAGUGACAGCAUUUGCAAUACAAGAGCAUGAAUUUUCCCGCAGUUACUAUGACAUUUGAAAUGAACAUUUCCUUCAUUUUAUUCAAAUUUGGUUUGUCACAAAUAAAUCCAUCCAUACCUUCACACAUUUCAUUCCUACUUGCAAUUCCUAUGUUUUAUGUCAUAAUUUAAGAAAAACCUAUAAUUGAAACCCAAGUACUGUAUGGUUUCAUUUUAUCCAGUCAUAUUCAAUUCUAUUCUAUUCAAUUUUAUUUGUAUAGCGCUUUUAGCAACUUUCAUUGCCGCAAAGCAGCUUUACACAAUCAAAAGAAUUAUUUAAGUUUGUAUGACAUGUGAAUUUGUAUGAAACAAAAUGGUCAGUUUGUCAUAUUCAACCUCUUAAAAACAAUGUAAAACAUUAAAUCGAAAAUUUAAUUAAAUUAAAAGCUUGGAACUAGUAGAAAUUGUUAAUUUUUUCUUUUUUUGUCUCUGGUAAGUUUACAUAGUUAGAUCUGAAUUGUUUUGCUAAUCUGCCAGCAAAGAUCGUACAAAUCCGAGCAUGUAAAAUCAAACAACCAGUUUUUGCAUAAGUUAGUGUCUUAGUACAUUUGUCUUUAACUAGUUAUACUUAAAUGCUAACAGUCAUAAAAGUUAUAAUAAAAUAUAUAUGUAUAUAUUCAUGCCAACUUAAUUUUCACUGUCUUAAUUUUCACCGUCUUGUGCAGUAUUUCAUGUCUCAAGAGUUCAUCCUGCUGAUGUACAGUACUUCUGAUUAUUUUAUUUAUUCACACUAUCAAUAAAAAAACUGACUUUUUCUAUGAGUGAUUGAUUAUAUGAUAAGAAUUCCUCAUACUCUAAAUGCUAAUAAUUAUUUGCUAUGGAAUGAGGCUAAAUUGCUGUUAUCGGAUGUCUUUUUAAUUGUUAUAUGUGAAAAUAGUGAGAAUAGUUUUACUGUUGUGAUUAAAGAAUUAAGUUUUUAUUUC
Messenger RNA from Clarias gariepinus (North African catfish), 3125 nucleotides. It is a transcript of the gene smyd2b, whose product is annotated as SET and MYND domain containing 2b. Gene Ontology annotation, cellular component: nucleus. The coding region runs from base 71 to 1381 and encodes 436 amino acids. Lineage: Eukaryota; Metazoa; Chordata; Actinopteri; Siluriformes; Clariidae. Gene Ontology annotation, molecular function: protein binding. The record is from RefSeq and is a predicted model, not a curated record. The transcript has 12 exons.